GCGCCGCGACGACACCGCGACACCUCCAGGCUGUGCUCCACACUGGCGACCGCCGCCAUGUGCUUCUGGUCGUGGCUGACGGCCGCGCUGGCACCGCGCCACCACCGGCCGCAGCAGCGCUACCCCCAGGUGCUGUACCGGCCCACUGCCUGCCCAGUGGGCGGUAUGAGCCGGCCGCCCAAGCCGGCGCCGCAGGUGAAGAAGGUGGCGCCGCCCGCGGUGCCCGACCAGUACCACGCGCAGCAGCAGCAGCAGCAGCAGGGCCAGCAGUACCGGCUGUCCGGCUCCUCCUUCGGCUCGGCCGGCUACUCCUCCAGCUCGGACGACGGGCUGCUCACGCCCGCCGACGUCACGCCCCAGCAGCAGGCCGCGCAGCAGGCAUGUGACCAUAGUGAAGUAUACGAACUGACAGGAAAAUCACCCGGAUCUCAGUUCUCGUACCCCGCCUUCACAUUCCCAGGCCCACAGGGUGUUCAGUACACACAGUUAAUGCAUUCUGGCAAGAGUGCAGCCUACUACCACCAGAUGUCUCUUCAGGAAGAUCAAGGAAUUGAUAUGACACAGAGUCCCGGGAGAGACAGUCCGGGUUCUUCGGGCUCCGGGUCGGGCUCCGGGUCGCGCCACAGCACUGCGAGCCUGGACAGCGGGCGGGCGUCCGGCUACCACCUGCUGGGGCCGAGCAGCGGCGGAACCGGACUGCGGGGGCCGGGGACGCUCUCGUCCAGCCCGCGGUGCUCCCUCUCCUCGUCCUCGCUGGGGUCCUCGGAGCUAGGCGGUCCCGCUGCCCGAGCCGAGAGGCUGCUGCAGCAGGGAGUGCCGGAUCAGGAUGUCCUGCAUGCUUGGCUUAUGGAUCUUCAUUUUGAAGAAUAUUUUCCCCUGUUUGCUUCAGCUGGUUAUGAUAUGCCCACAAUAUGCAAAAUGACACCAGAGGAUCUCACAGCCAUUGGAAUCAAGAAACCAAACCAUAGGAAGAAACUAAAGGCUGAAAUUGCUCAACUUAAUAUUUCUGAUGGACUGCCAGACUAUAUUCCUGGUUCACUAGACGAAUGGUUGCGACUGCUACGUUUGGAAGAAUAUGGUCCGGCACUGCAUCAACAGUGUUAUAAAACUGUUGAAGAUGUCACUCAACUCACAUGGGAGGACCUGGAGGACAUCGGCAUUGUGAAACUGGGUCACCAAAAGAAGAUUCUCCUGGCAAUUAAACGUGUGAAGGACAUAAGAGCUGGAAAGAGAUUUCCUCCACAGCCAUCCCUUGCUGGGCCAUCCCAGGAGGUGUUGAUCGGAUCGCCCAGCGGCUUGCAUUCUCCGGACGAGGGUGAUUGUUACCCGCCUGGCGUGCACAGGACGUUCCACACAUUUCAUCAGCCCUGGGAGAUUGAGGGCAGCCAUCACAUGUUUAGCACAAUCACAACACCGUACUUCCAACCCAUGUACUGUCCAGAUAUUGUCCCCAUUAAGAUUCGUGGUGGUCGAGGAAAGUCACUGGAAAGUUUAGAAGAUGGCAGUGAGAGGACACACCACACAUUUAGUGCAGAUAACACACAGACUUUCUACUACCAGCACGCCGUCCACGGGCCCGGAGGAUGGCGACCACGCAGUUACGACGACGGAGAUAUUACUCCGACAAAUGAAGCAGUUGCCCUGCACGAGGGAGGUGGCACACUGCCGAGACCCAGGGGACUGGUCCGUCCGAGACCCGUCGCAAAAAUAGUCGCAAAGACACGUAACGACGGGUCGACAUUUGCCGUCCCCGAUUUUGAGAAGCCCGGCAGCACGUACUACAAAAGCUUACCGAGAGACCUUAUAGAUGUUAGCAAGUACGACCUGGAUCGGUAUUCGGGUGGCACCGGCAACGAAAGCCCGAGGAUGACGCAAAAGAAACGGCCACCGUCACCACCGAAGAGGCAGUCGUCGAGGACCGGCGAAGCGGACGUCGUAAUAGACUGUAGUGGGCCAGUGCCGAGAGCUACUGCAGAUGUUCCCGGUAGUGGUGGACGAACUACUGUAGUAACUGUGGAUCUCCAUUCGACCGACCGGGGUACGUCAGUGUCACCCUUGUCACUGCCGGCAUACCCGAGCGGGACUGGCGACGACCUGGCAGAGCCCGACUUGCCCCUCCCACCUCCACCGGCCCCGCCCUCACCGCCGGGACUGCGAGAGUUGUCGACCAUGAGUCGAUCCUGGAGUAACAUGCCUACAACUUCUGAAGCACACGCUGCCAGUGUCGAGCAGGAGCUUAUAGCCAGUCUUGCGAUGCAGCAGGGGCGUAACGGCUCUGAUGCCAGUUUUAAAUCAAGUUCAAGCACAGAAUCAGAUUCCCUCCCUUUUGCUAAUGAGAAUGCAGGAACUAUAAAGCAAAGGGUGACAAGACCGCAUCCGACACUUACGACAAUGGAUUAUCCCACACAAGAGUUUACUCCUUCUAAGAGGGUCCAAAAUCCACAAAGUGAUCUAGCAGCUAGUCAGAAGGCACUAAGAGACCGAUCAGCAUCACAAGAACCUGCUGAUGUUUUGAAUGAUAUUGGAAAUAUGCUCGCCAAUUUAACUGAUGAAUUGGACGCUAUGCUUGAAGAAGAGAAGCGGCAAGGAUUAAAUCAGUGAAUGUACAUUUGUGCUUAAGUUCCUAGUGUAGGAAUAAAAAAAUUCCAAACUGACAUUGUUUUAUAGCUCAGCUGUCACUGUUCAUAAGCUGAACUGGUAGAGCUCAUCCAAAAGCAUUGUUUACCUCAUUUAAAAUUUGAACUAAAAGUGUGUGAUAUGGAGUAAUCUUAUAUGUCUUUGGGACAUAAAUGAAACUGUCCAUACAUGAUAAGAAUUUAAUUUUUUACCAAACAUAAAUGAUUAUUAAUGAAGUUGUGGGGUAGGUUCUAUUCCAUUUUAUUAAAUGUGAGUGUGCGUGAACUUAAUAACUUUUGAGUUCCACAGACCUGAAAGAGAUCAAUAGUUGUAGUUUGUACAACUGCUUAAAGAUACAAAUUUUAUUCACUUGACAUUAUCAUUUAUUUAAUUUUAAUGGCCGUAUUUAAGAAAAAGAAGGAGAACUCCGAGGGGCAAAAGUCCUAUGCUACUGUGACAAUGCCUUCUUCUUGGCAAUAUGAAAAAGGCUGACAAAAUUUUUUGACUGGUUUGUGCAUAUGUCUUUUCCCACACAAUAAUUAAUGUAAAAUAAUUUGCUAGUUGUUUAUUAGCAACUAAAUUAGCUUUAAAGAUAACUAUAAAAGUGAUCAAGUUCCCUUGAAAAAGUGGAAAGUGUAAUUUCUGCUGAGGAAAAAGUUGUAUGUUGAAGAAUAGAGAGAUAAUCAUCCCAUAAUUAUGGUAGAAGAAAUAAAUGACAAAUGCUAUAACUGA
Schistocerca nitens (vagrant locust) is the source of this 3348-nucleotide messenger RNA. It is a transcript of the gene ckn, whose product is annotated as caskin-2. Bases 58 to 2601 code for a protein of 847 amino acids. The record is from RefSeq and is a predicted model, not a curated record. The transcript is spliced from 14 exons. Gene Ontology annotation, cellular component: axon; focal adhesion. Gene Ontology annotation, molecular function: protein phosphatase binding; signaling adaptor activity. Gene Ontology annotation, biological process: cell surface receptor protein tyrosine phosphatase signaling pathway; axonogenesis. NCBI's taxonomy places the organism in Eukaryota, Metazoa, Arthropoda, Insecta, Orthoptera, Acrididae.